This is a messenger RNA of Haplochromis burtoni (Burton's mouthbrooder), 1694 nucleotides long. RefSeq lists its product as uncharacterized. Bases 49 to 1107 code for a protein of 352 amino acids. NCBI's taxonomy places the organism in Eukaryota, Metazoa, Chordata, Actinopteri, Cichliformes, Cichlidae. The record is from RefSeq and is a predicted model, not a curated record. The transcript has 2 exons.
UACAAUUGCACCCGUAGUGAUGCAACAGGGUUUACACCCUACGAGUUGAUGUUUGGCAGAAAACCCAGAUUAGCUGUUGAUCUUGCAUAUGGACUUCCUCUCAGCAAAGAUCAAAAAGUGACACAUUCGCAAUAUGUUGAAAGUCUCAAGAAACGGCUAGAGGAAAGCUAUAGGUUAGCUUCUCAAACCGCACAAAAAGUGGCAGACAAGAAUAAGGUCAGAUUUGAUCGCAAAAUAACUGUUUCAGAACUUGAACCUGGGGACCAGGUUUUAGUUAGAAACGUGCGGCUGCAUGGCAAGCAUAAACUUGCUGAUAAAUGGGAGGCAGACAUCCAUGUGGUAGUCAAACGUGCAGGCGACCUACCCGUUUAUACUGUUAAACCCGAGUCCAAGCAAGGUCCCUCCCGAACUUUACACAGAGACCUGUUGCUUCCCUGCAGUUUCCUCCCGGUUGCCACUGCAGACACAUCUGAGCCACAGCAGGUUCACCGUCCUAAAACACGUCAAACUGUUGUCACAGAAAGCAAUGAGGAUGAAGGAUCAAUGGAACUUGACAAUGAACUUUUCAUUCAAUGGGUUGAUGAUUCCCCAUGUGAAGAAAUAACCAGAUUUACUACUGUACAUGAAUAUCCAAAACCUUCUCAUGAACCAGAGAUUACAAACUUAACUGAUUGUGACCUUUCUGAAACUGCUAGCAACAAGGAGCCAAAUAUGGAUAAAAAUGCAAGCAAAGACGAACUUACCAAUCAUGUGCUUGUUGAAAACUUACCCGAUGGAGAUGAGAUUGGAAUUGACAAUCCUGUGGACAAUGGAACGGGAACCGUAUUGGAUGAAUCACCUGAAGAUUUGGUUAAAGAACCAGGAAACCAGCCUGUUAACUCACCUGAUGAGAUGGACAGUGGUGAUCCCAUUACAACACAACCAGUAAGACAGUCAACAAGAAUCAGACAUCCACCUAAAAGACUUGAUUAUCCUGAUUUAGGAAACCCUCUAGUUACUGUUGUGAAAUCACUUUUCCAGGGUUUGAGCAUAGCCUUUUCUGAGUCCCUAAACAGUACAGAGGGACAGUACUGGCUACACAUGCAACGAGACGUGCAUGACAUUUAGCUGGGGAGAGUGUAACCCAGUAGAGAAAACUGCCUUUGUUAUUUUUUUCUUGUUUUCGCUUUAUUUGUAUAAAUGUAUUUUCAUUCUUUUAUUUUGAAAAGAAACAUUUAUUUUGAAAAAAGGAAGUGUGAUCCUCUAGCAAACUUUAUUUUUCUGUUGCCGGAUCACAAGGGAUAAAUGCCUUUUUCAUUGGUUGAAGGUGGUUUUAGCCCCGUCUUCCGAAAUACCAGACCAUCAUUCACAUGAGCUAGAUCUUUUCGCACGUGGAAGUAGAUGAGACAGGCCACGGAUAGCUCGUGCGGAAUUUUCUAACAUUUUGGCUAGGUUUUUUUUCCCUUGUCCGUGUGGAAGGAACUAAGAUUUUGGAUUCCAAUGGAUUCUCUCCGGAUGGAGAUGGCGAGCCUGAGCCCAGACUGAACUUUGCAGAGGAACUUACUCUUCUUCCUCGACGGAGACUCCCAAGUGGUAACGCACAAACCACAAUGAAAGAGAAAAAGAACUAGACUAAGAGUUUUUGACUUGACAAAUGACCAAAGACAAAAAGACAAUUGAAUAUUGAGCUCAAACAACUAUUUUUGGGGUUAUUU